Messenger RNA from Dufourea novaeangliae, 1570 nucleotides. RefSeq names its product sodium/potassium-transporting ATPase subunit beta-2-like. Gene Ontology annotation, cellular component: sodium:potassium-exchanging ATPase complex. The record is from RefSeq and is a predicted model, not a curated record. Gene Ontology annotation, biological process: potassium ion import across plasma membrane; intracellular potassium ion homeostasis; sodium ion export across plasma membrane. Bases 219 to 1190 code for a protein of 323 amino acids. Gene Ontology annotation, molecular function: ATPase activator activity. The transcript is spliced from 6 exons. NCBI's taxonomy places the organism in Eukaryota, Metazoa, Arthropoda, Insecta, Hymenoptera, Halictidae.
ACAACCAACUGUACGUAGCGAAGAAGCUGCCAGCCGACCUCGAGGAACUCACGGUUUCGGUGCGGCGAACCUGCGGUGCCGUUGCUCGAUCGCGUUCCAUCGUGUCCCGUGUUCAUCUCGGAUUAGUUUUAAUCGUUCUUUGUCAAUCGAAUCGGAAUCUACACGUGACCAGUGCGUAAAUUCUCUAACGAAAUAUACAUUUUACCUGGGACGACGCGAUGGUCAGUAAGGAUUCGAAGAUGGUCUCCCAGGAGGCGAAUCCCUAUCUCAGGCCGCCCAGCAUGUCAACGGGCCAGUCUCUUAAAACCUUUAUUUACAAUCGUGAAACCGGUGCCUUUAUGGGCCGAACGGCAAGCAGUUGGGGUAAAAUAGGACUUUUCUACUUGUUAUUCUACGGAGUGUUGGCUGGCAUGGUUGCAAUCUGCUUCUGGGGAUUCUUCCAAACGUUGGACCCGAGGAUACCGAGGUGGCAGUUGGAACGUUCCAUAAUUGGGACAAAUCCUGGUUUGGGAUUCAGACCUAGGCCACCAAUGGAGAACGUGGAAAGCACGUUGAUAUGGUACCAAGGAACAGACAGCGAGAAGUAUAAAUACUGGGUUGAUUCGCUGCAAACUUUUCUUAAAGAGUACAUUACGCCAGGCUCGGUUCCUGGUGUUGGUGCAAACAUUAAUAAGUGCGACUACAAUCAAUCCCCACCCCCUGGUAAAGUUUGCGAUGUCGACUUUAAGAACUGGCAUCCUUGUACUAAAGAGAACAAUUACAAUUAUCACAAAUCUGCCCCAUGCAUUUUCCUCAAGCUCAACAAGAUAUACGGCUGGAAACCAGAAUUCUACAAUGAUACAGAGUCGUUGCCAGAGAAAAUGCCUGUCGAUCUCAAGGAACACAUUACCACUUUAAAGGCAAACAGUUCUUUGCAACUUAAUACAAUUUGGGUAUCUUGCGAGGGCGAGAAUCCUGCGGAUCAGGAGAAUAUAGGACCAAUUCAUUAUAUACCUCGAAGAGGUUUUCCUGGUUAUUUCUACCCGUUUGAGAAUUCCGACGGAUACCUUAGCCCCUUGGUGGCUGUUCAUUUUGUUCGUCCUCGCACUGGAAUUUUAAUAAACGUAGAGUGCAAGGCGUGGGCGAAAAAUAUAAAACACAGUCGCAACGACAAAAUAGGCGCAGUCCAUUUCGAGCUGAUGAUAGAUUAACAGCGCUGCGUACCUUUCCAGGCCUCUCCCUUGUUAGCGUACAGAAGCUAAACGUGAAUCUCAUAUUUUCUGACUCUUCGACAUACCUGGAGGCUUUUCAAUCAAGUUACGAAGCCGUCAGAAAUUCAUGACCGCUGCCAAAGCCGAUGAAAUUGUUAAUCAAGUACAAAACUGAAAUGGUUCUUUUGUGUUUGUAUCGGCGGAAUUCAUUCCAUAAAAGUUUCCCGUGGACCGAGGACAAUGUCAAAUUUCACACUAGUUUUAUGCAGUGUUCAGACUUUUAUUCGAUUACAAUGGGCAAAUAAAUUGUAUGUGAAAACUUUUACCAUCAAUGUAAUCUUUAAUUGAUCUGAUGUAAUAAAAGAACUAUGUGGUCUUAA